AACAUCGCUCUUUAAUUUUGUUAAAAGAUAUAAUCAUUGGUUUAAUCACAAACAGAACGAAAAGAUGUGGAAAUCAGUGUUUGUGAUUUUAAUACUUUCAUUCAAAGCUACAAAGGGCAUUGCUGGUCGUGUAAACUUUGAAUUGGAGGUUUUACAGUACGACAACCCACGUGGCAUCUCCUUUAGAGGAAAUGAUACAAAUGGUGCUCGGAAAUGCUGCGAUAUGAGAUCGACUGCACCUCAGUUAACCUGCACGACGCAUUGUCUGACCGCCUUUGUGUUCUGUUGGGCAGGAACCGACGACGGAAGUUGCACUAGUCCUCAAAUCUCCACGGUCCCUCUGUUGACAAACACCUUUGCAGCUUCAUAUAACAGAACAUUAGCCGUUCAAGGACAAUGGGCGAUCGGGACAGAGUACAAUAUGACAAUUAUCAUAGAAGUUCAAAAUAUACACCUCAAGAACACGUAUGACGUAAUAUCCCACUUUACUACAAAAUUCAAUGGAGACAUCGCACAAACAUACACAUUGUCCAAACAAAGUAAAUUCGAUACAAUGAUAGACGAAAAGACCCUGGUCAGUUUGACCAUAGGGGUAAGAGUUUGGUGUAUGGAAGGCUAUUACGGACCAAACUGUAACUUCCAAUGUAAUGGAUAUAAAACAUGUCCACAUCAAGACAAGGUGAUUAAUAAAUUCAGCAAUAAUGACAUUGUUCUUUCAAUGAUAAACAACGGCGCACAAAACCAUAAUAUUAGAGCGUACACGAUUAUAUUGUAUGACUUCUUUGCCAAAACGGUUUGUCAAAACGCAGCAGACAUAAGAUUGGAUAUACAAGACUUCUCAUUCCAACCAUCCCUUGAUUUUGGGACGUAUCAUGCAGCGGUUCGACUUGGUGCCAACUGUAGUCACAGUCAAGUCAGUCCCCUGAAGGUUGUAUCAUGGUUGCUACAACACCGCUAUCAUGCGCCUGACAAGGACGUGUCUCUCUCCAGCCCAGUAUUGAAUUUGUCUCCUGCGGGCGUUUUGCAAACAACGACGACUGUUCUAUUCAGAGUAGCCACAGUGGAAGAUAUACGCUGUGGCAACUGCAGCGUGGGCAUCAGAAUAAACUUCUGCUCUGGCAUUGGACACUGUUCUAGCCUGGAGACCCCCAUUCAAUUGUCUUUAGAGAACAGUCAACUAAUGCCAAGCAGAAAUUCGAUACAAGAGAUUUCACGGCCCAUCUUUGCCAUCAGCGUUAUCGAAAUACCCAUCUUCUUGGACGUGACGGUUGACUAUGUACAUCAACCGGUAUUGAAUUGGCAACUAAACCGAAUCGCGGUGAACCUAAGCAUGAAAGGUGGAGAUGACAACAUCAAUAGUCUGGUACUUUUACCUGACAAGACACCAGGUGUCAGGCUAUACAUAGAUGUUCUUGGAUGGUGUGGAAAUGGACAGUACGGUAAACACUGUGAAUAUAGUUGUGUUGCGUCGUAUUCGAAUGAAAAUUAUACUUGUAGUAACAGCGGAAACACAGUUUGUAUGCCAGGAUUUUCAGCCGCGAAACAUGGAUGUGCGGAUACUGAUGAAUGCUCGAACAAUUCACUUUGCCAAAAUGGUGCAACGUGUACAAAUACAAUCGGAUCCUUCUAUUGCGCUUGUCAAGAUGGCUGGAUCGGUUCCACGUGUUCUUAUGACAUCAACGAAUGUGAAACCGCGCCACUUGUGAAUGUCAUAUCAUGUUCUAAUAUACCGGGCUCCUACAAAUAUACAUGUAAGCCGGGUUUUACUGGAAACGACUGCAUUGACAUUAAUGAAUGCAACGAUGAUUCUGAAAAUCAAAAUAUGUGCGAUGGAGACACGUGUUUCAACACAUUCGGAAGUUAUGAAUGUAAAAGCAUGUUGCAUUAUGGCGAUAUUGAGGAUGACCCUUGUUCAAUUGAUGGGGUGGUGUGCGGUAACAAUGGUCUGUGUACUAAUACAUCGAAUGGAUAAACAUGUAGGUUCUUUCGAUUUUAUACCGGUACACAUUGUGAAAUAACACGUAACCCAUGUGUAGAUUCUAACACCACAUGUGCAAAUGGAGGCACGUGCCAUUUUAAGAAUAACACUUUUCUAUGUGAAUGUCCCCCUGGUUUGGAUCCACAUAGUAAUUGUCAUCAUGAUAUUGAC
Molecule: messenger RNA, 2149 nt
Organism: Dreissena polymorpha
Lineage: Eukaryota; Metazoa; Mollusca; Bivalvia; Myida; Dreissenidae
Exons: 12
Coding region: 65-1972 (635 amino acids)
Molecular function (GO): calcium ion binding
Source: RefSeq, a predicted model, not a curated record